Messenger RNA from Alternaria arborescens, 2547 nucleotides. RefSeq lists its product as hypothetical. The transcript is spliced from 2 exons. Lineage: Eukaryota; Fungi; Ascomycota; Dothideomycetes; Pleosporales; Pleosporaceae. The record is from RefSeq and is a predicted model, not a curated record. The coding region runs from base 1 to 2547 and encodes 848 amino acids.
AUGUUUUCGAACUUUGCCAGUGCGAUAUCUGGUAAUGCUCCAGACAAGACAAGCAAAGAUGAGGGAGCAUCGCUUACAUCGGUCCUCGAAACACCCACACUUCGCGUCGAAUUGGCACUCCUCGUGCUCUUAAGCAUCGAUGCCAUGCGAACCGAUAUCACUGCUACAUUCGAGCCAUACAACAAUCCCGAAUCGACCCCUUCUGUUGCGAGCCGAUCGUCUGCACCCAAUACCAAGACACCCACACCAGACCUUAUAAGCCUCGACGAGCCUCGACAAACUGCGAUAAGACCCUCCCCUUCGAGGGAAAGAUCGCAAGAGCAUGAUUCCACCCAAAUGCAAGCUUUGCGACGAAGCGCCUUGACAUUCUUCGAUAAAUGGCGCGCGAGUGUUAUGCACCGCAUAUGCGAUGUUGUCUCUGUUCGGGGUGAGACUGUGCGACAAGCAAAAGCGAAGCGAAAGCAAAUAUCGGAGCAAAACGAACGGCAAAAGCAAGGCAUCUCCUCGCUUAUCGAUUUCGACGACGUCGACCCUUUUGCCAACGCGACAUCUAAGCAAUCCGAGAAUACAAAACAUGGUCAGUACGAGGUCAUAGAGACUAGACUGCUGGCUCUCGAGGAAAAGAAGCGUGUCCUGAUCUUGCAUUGCCUUUUGCUUCUCUUGCUGAGCUUGGAACAAUACUCGGCACAUUCGCGCAUCUUGCUGCUACGUCUCGCAAGUAGUCUGAAACUAGAGGUUGAUCUGCUGGGCGAGCAUGAGAAGUCGGUUGCACAAGGCCUCUUAGCGACGGCUGCCUCACAAAUGGACGCCGAAGCAACAGCAAAGAAUCAAGCAUCCAACGAUGCCGCGUCACGCCGCUGGAAGGUUGGCCUCGCAACUGUAGGCGGUGCAGUUCUGAUCGGCGUCACGGGUGGUCUUGCUGCACCCCUACUCGCCGCCGGCUUAGGUACAGUCAUGGGCGGACUUGGCCUUGGGGUCGUUUCAACGUACCUUGGUGCGUUGGCAGGUAGCUCAGUGCUCGUCGGAUCAUUGUUCGGGGCCUACGGUGCCAAGAUGACAGGACGUGUAAUGGAGCAGUACGCAAAGGAAAUUCGAGACUUUGAGUUUCUUCCAGUCCAAGAUCCUGAUCGACCGGCAAACCAGCGCGAACUCGAUUGGGCUGAUGAACAAGAUGCCCGUGACCCUCAGAAACGUGAACAACAUCGACUGCGUGUCUUCAUUGGUGUCAGCGGGUGGCUGAACUCGCCAGCUGAUGUCAGUAAGCCCUGGGAAGUGGUUGACUCUGGAACUACUGAGCCAUUUGCGUUGCGUUUUGAGCUUGACGCGAUGCUGCGUCUCGGAAACUCACUCAAUGACGUUCUUUUCGGAUAUGCUUUUGACGGUGUCACGUAUGCUGUAGUCAGUCGUACGCUUCUCGGAGCGUUGUAUGCCGGUCUAUGGCCACUCGGCCUUGUCAAAGCUGCCAGCGUGUUGGAUAACCCCUUUAGUGUUGCACUUGCUCGAGCUGAUAAGGCUGGUAAGGUUCUCGCGCAUGCUCUUAUCGAUGGCGUGCAAGGAAAGAGACCUGUAACCCUCACCGGGUACUCGGUCGGCGCGCGUGUUGUAUAUGCAUGUCUGAUUGAGCUUGCGGAACAACACGCAUUUGGUCUCGUCGAAUCCGCUGUUCUUAUGGGUACUCCUGCACCAGCAAACCCCAAACGCUGGAGGCAAAUACGAUCGGUCGUUGCAGGGCGUAUUGUCAAUGUCUACAGCAAGGAAGACUACGUACUCGGCUUCCUCUAUCGGUCAGCGAAACUGCAAGUAGGUGUGGCAGGUCUACAGGAAGUCGAGAGCGUUCAUGGUGUAGAGAACGUUGAUGUGAGCAAGCUUGUCAGUGGACAUGACAGGUACCGGUACUUGGCGGGUACGAUAAUGGUUAAACUUGGUUUUGGUGAUGUGGAUUUCAACAAGGUGGCUGAACAAGAACGCGCUCUUGAGGAGGCAGAAAAGCGAAAGGCUCGAGCCCAAAAGGAGGCUAAACGCAAAGCAGCAAAUGAGCAAACGCAGAAGCCUAUUCCCCAGCCUCAACACCGGCCAGCCCCAACUACUCAAGACUCUUCGAACUCUCUGAUAGAUUUCUCAGAGCCAGAACCUGCAGCUGCUCCCAAAAGCAACUCCGAACUGUCUGGUUUAUCUCUCACACCCUCUGGUACACAAGAGGGUCUUUCUCCAAACUUCAAUGCAUCAGCAUCGAGUUUAUCUAACGAGCCCUUUCUGGACAGCUCUAAAAGCAUUCCUAACUCUACGACAUUGCUGCCAGACUCACACGACCAUCCCAACACGGAGAACUCGGCCGUUCGCUUAAAGAAAAACGGCACUGACGUCGCUGUUACUGAAGUCCUUGUCCUGGAAGGAUGCGAUACUACCAAAGAUAAAAGCACCGGCGAUGAACAUCAAGAUGACUUUGAUGAUUAUGACUACGACGCUGAAGAAGUCAGUAGUGAGUUCGGUGAACUCAGUAUGGUCGAACCGUUACCCAUGGACGACAACGACUACGGCUUGAUGUAA